UGUGAUACGUGCAAUACAGAACUGAGAGGGCGCUGGUUUGAAGUUCUCGCGAUACCAGAGUUGAGUGUUUUGGUGACGAGGAGAUAUGGCGAAACUGCAGGAGAGAUCUGGGGACUGACAUAACGUUAAUGUGUCAGUAUUAUAACACGGAGUUCCAACGUUGUGGAGGAAAUUUUAAAACUUGAAGAUAGAACUCCCAACAGGAAUAUAAGGAUGACGUAACUGUUAUUCUUGUGAAGACUGCACACAUUUCUCUUUUGUUGUUUGCACUUUAUCGGUGUCACCUGCGUUUGAUAGAAGAGUUUACUGGUACCGUACGCUAGAUACAUUUGUAACUCUGGAGGAAAUACAGCCAGGCAAGGCUGUGACUGACAUCCUUACUGUGAGAUGGAAACAUAAACGGAAUCAGAAGAAACAGAUACUGUAAGAAGUGUUUGUGAAGUGAGUGAACUGUGAAGCAUAAAAAAGAAGUCUUCCCCUCGCCCCCUCCGUUCCUGGUUGUUGCAGUGCUACAUGAAUGAAGGUUGUUCGUGCUAUCUCAUCAUCCCACAGCUCCUGAAUUUUAAUCUUCCUUCACACUGAAGAAAUAAAGGGACAUUUAAUACAAUGAAUCUACACCAAGUACUUACAGGAGCUGUCAAUCCAGGAGAUAACUGUUUUGCAGUGGGAAACAUUAAUGACCAGCCUUUCACGGCUUAUGCAUCAGGAUGUGACAUUGUGAUUUUAGGUAGCAACUUUGAAAGGCUACAGAUCAUCCCUGGGGCUAAACAUGGAAACAUUCUGGUCGGCUGUGUAGACUGUUCCAUGCAGCAGGGCAAGAUUGCAGCAUCAUAUGGGAACGUGGUUUGCAUCUUUGAGCCUGUGCAACUCUUAAAUCAGAAGAAUACAAAUUCAUCAAGAUUAAACUAUCAAUGGCAGAGGAGUGGCCAAUUUGUAUUGCAGUCUAUAGUGCAUAAUCUAGCAUGGGACCCAACAGGAACACAUCUCCUGACAGGGUCAAAUAGUUUACAGCUCUGGUCCAAUGUUGGCUUAGGAUCAUGUAUCAAAGAAGAGGAAAAACAGGAAAUGACCAUCAACAAUGGCCUUGGUGACUGGAAAUGCAUCUGGCUUUCCAAAACUGCAUCUUCAGUCCAUUUAAUGAAAUUUUCUCCAGAUGGUGAUUUUUUUGCUACAGCUGGAAAGGAUGACUGCCUGGUGAAGGUGUGGUACCAUACCAGCAGCUGGCAGUCUGGAGUGACAUCACUUAAUAGCCCUCCAGAGAAUGCAGCACAGGGAGAAGUGAACUACUCCUUUGUGUACCUGGCCCAUCCGCGCACAGUUACAGGGUUUUCAUGGAGGAAAACAAGUAAAUAUAUGCCACGGGGCUCUGUAUGUAAUGUCCUGGUCACUUGCUGCAAGGAUAGUGUCUGUCGGCUGUGGGCAGAGACAUUGUUGCCCAGUGACAGCUUGUUGUCUGGACAUGGCCACAGCCAAAGUAAUGACCCCGUUCCAGCAACAAGUGGUCUGAAAAGGCAUGCCCCCAACAAACAGCGUGUACAGAAUGCUUUGGAGCUCAACCUUAAGCAGUUCAGGAGAGGGAGGAGAUCUCCUGCCAUUGCUGCUCACACAGGCUAUCUGCCUCACCAACAAGACACCCAUGAGGCCCAUAGGAACAACUCAAGCCUACAUGCAAAUGCACUUUGUCACUUUCACAUAGCUGCUAGCAUCAACCCUGCAACAGACAUUCCGCUGCUUCCCUCCAUAACAUCCAUGAGCCUUGAUGAUGACGAUGAUGAAGACCAAAAUGGGCCCUUUGUAGUGCACUGGCUGAAUAACAAAGAGUUACACUUCACAUUGUCCAUGGAAGUGUUCUUACAGCAGCUACGAAAGAGUCUUGACCAGCAGUCUCCUGAGACCAGCACAGAGGAGACCCAUCAGCCAGAUGAAGAAGCAAUCUACAACAAGGAUGAACAGAAAGGAUCUUCAGGGAAGAGCGACUAUUCGAAUGCUGGCGCCUUGCCUUUACCUGCUGCCGCUAUUGAUCACGAGAUUGAAAUACUGCUUGCGGAGUGGAACAAGAAUGCAGACAUGAUGUUCAGUAUUCAUCCCAUGGAUGGUUCUUUAUUAGUAUGGCAUGUCGACUGGCUUGAUGAGUACCAGCCUGGCAUGUUUCGCCAAGUUCAGGUCUCAUUCGUCUCUAGAAUCCCAGUAGCAUUUCCAACUGGUGAUGCCAAUUCCCUAAGCAGAAGCAUAGUAAUGUACGCCGGCACCAAGAACGUGGACCUUGCUAUUCAGCAGGGCAAACAGAAGCCCCCUGGCAUGAUCCGCUCCUCUUCAAUGUUGAUAUCUUUUGGCAACAAUAAAUCUUCCAGCAGUCUAAAACUCAGUAUCUUCACUCCCAACGUUCUCAUGAUCUCAAAGCAUGCAGAUGGGUCUCUGAACCAGUGGGCUGUCAGCUUUGCAGAGGAGUCUGCCUUUUCUACAGUUCUGAGUGUUUCACACAAAUCUAGAUACUGUGGUCAUCGUUUUCACCUCAAUGAUUUGGCCUGCCACUCGGUGUUACCUUUGCUGCUAACAACGUCCCAUCACAAUGCACUCAGGACCCCAGAGGUGGACAGUAUGAAUGAUAACAAGGGUCUUGACAAUACGAUGCCCCGUGACCCACUUUCAAAGAGGCUUAGCAGAGUAUCUGUGGAUGCAACAUUCCAGGACCCCCAUGCGAUAUACAGUGAGCUGAUCCUUUGGAGAGUGGAUCCAGUUGGACCACUGUCAUUCUCCGGAGGAGUUUCAGAGCUAGCCAGGAUAAACUCACUGCACGUUUCUGCCUUCUCCAAUGUGGCCUGGCUCCCUACAUUGAUCCCUAGCAAUUGUUUAGGUGCUUACAGUAACUCUCCAUCUGCCUGCUUUGUUGCAAGUGAUGGACAUUCACUGAGGUUAUACCAGGCUGUCAUUGAAGCCAAAAAGCUGUUAAGUGAGCUCUCUAACCCAGACAUUUCAAAAUAUGUUGGCGAGGUUUUUAACAUCGUAAGUCAACAAUCAACUGCAAGGCCAGGAUGCAUAAUAGAACUAGAUGCCAUCACAGAUCUUCAUGGGAGAGAAACGCAGCUCCUCCAUGUCUAUGAAGAAGACUUUAUCUUGGGUAAAAAGAUGAAAGGAGAUGGGAUUCAAGAAACUGAGGAAAGCACGCCGUCUGAAACUGGUUCCCAGAAGGGAUUCUCUCAGAAGUUCUACUUGGUUGUUAUUGAAUACACUCAGAGUGGAUGCUCUUUACUACACAUGUGGCACCUGCACCUGAAGUCAGUCCAGAUCACUGCAGAUGACCAACAUGACAAAACUGAGCCUGAAUCUCUCCUGACCCCACAAGAUGGCCAGAAUAGCUUAUCUCCCGAAAAGUCCUCUUCUCCCCUCUCUCAAAAGUACAAGACUAACUUACAUAGUGCCAGCAGGCUAACUCUCAUCUCAGAAAGAGUUUACAGUCAAGAAAUGAAGCUGCCAGAUGGAGUGGAAAUUAUUCGAGCUACACCUUCAGCAGGACACCUGAGUUCCUGUUCCAUACAUCCAACAGGCCUUGCACCCUAUCUUUUGGCCACUUCUUGUUCUGAUGGAAAAGUUCGCUUCUGGAGGUGCAGAGUUGACCCUGAGUCCUUAUAUUCCAAAGCAGAGGACAGUGGACAGUGCAGCUAUACGUACAUUUGGGAAGAGUGGCCACUGCUGAUUGAGGAUGGUUUUCUAAGCAGUAGUACAGUAACUGUGAUGGGAAGACCGAUUGAGGUCAGCUGUUGCAACACAAGCCGCAUAGCAGUGGCAUACAAACAGACGUCCUCUCAGUACUGCGGCAAAGACUUUACAAUGCACGUGGGUAUUUUUGAAUGUGAAUCUACUGGUGGGUCACAGUGGAUCCUUGAACAGACACUUAGCCUUGAUGAACCAAGCACAAUGCUGGACCCCAGAAUAAGCAUUGAUAGUAAUUUAACAGUUUAUAACAAACAAGAUGUGUAUUUGUCAAGUGACAUCCAUGUGAUGCCCAGUGCCAAGCAUCUGAUUAACUUAGACUGGGUUUCAAGAGAAGAUGGAUCACACAUUUUAACAGUGGGGAUUGGCUCCAAACUCCUGAUGUAUGGACAGCUCUCUGGCAAAAUGCCAGAGAAAGGCAGUAAAGAAGGGCCUGCAGCUUCAGCUUUGCCUUUAUGGGAGGGAGCAAAAGACCAUUCUUACUCCAGAUUUGUACUUCUUCGGUCUGUAGAUCUUGUUGCCUCAUUUGAGGGAUCUCUUGCCUUGCCUGUUUCUCUUUCAUGGGUACGAGACGGUAUCCUUGUGGUUGGUAUGGACUGUGAAAUGCACGUUUAUUCUCAGUGGCAACCACCUGCCAAAUCGGAGCUAACAACUACAGAGAUUGACUGUGGUAGCACCACAUCAUUAAUAACUUCAAUAAGACAAGGUCAUGCCAAUGGAGUAAACCAAAAGCCUGCCAAGAAGACUCUGACAAGAUCAAUGACAAGCCUUGCUCAAAAGCUAAGUGGCAAGAAGACCAUGUAUGAUCUUCCUGAUGAGAUGGAAGACAAUGGCCUUUUUGAAGCAGCCCAUGACCUAUUCCCCACUUUACCUCAGUACCACCCUGUUCAGCUGAUGGAGCUGAUGGACUUGGGCAAGGUUCGUAGGGCCAAGGCCAUCCUCUCUCACUUGGUCAAGUGCAUUGCAGGAGAAGUAGUGGCUCUAAAGGACGACAGCACAAAUCAUGAACGGCGCCUCCGGUCUCUGUCAAUCAGUGCCAGCGGCAGUACAGCCAGGGACCCCAAAACAUUUAGCAAAACAGAAAACUCUGAUUACACAGAGAUUGACUCAAUUCCUCCACUCCCACUUUAUGCACUGCUAGCAGCAGAUGAGGAUACUUCUCAUAAGGCAAUAGAUAAGUCCACCAACUCCAUCUUAAGCAAGAAAAACCGUGAAGAAGGUGAUGAUUAUGAUGAGCUGUUCCAGACUCCUAGUCUGGGCACUGAUGACUUUGGACUCCUGGAUACUGAUGAAGAAGAUACAGAUGCAAAGGUCAUUGACCUUUCCCAGUACAGCCCCACCUACUUUGGCCCAGAGCAUGCUCAAGUUCUCUCCAGUCAUCUCUUGCAUUCCAGUCUACCUGGACUUACUCGAAUGGAGCAGAUGUCUUUAAUGGCUUUGGCUGAUACAAUUGCAACCACCAGUACUGAUGUUGGAGAAAGCAGAUACAAAAGUACAGGUGGUGAGACUCUUGAUGAAUGUGGUCUAAAGUUCAUUUUAGCCAUGCGGCUUCAUACCUUUCUUCUAACAUCUCUGCCCCCUGCCCAUCGAUCCCAGCUUCUUCACUAUGGCUUGUCUACUUGCCACUUUUCCUGGGCCUUCCAUUCUGAGGCAGAGGAGGAGCUGCUCAACAUGCUGCCUGCAAUGCAGAAGGGAAACCCUACUUGGUCAGAGCUGAGAGCUAUGGGAAUAGGCUGGUGGGUACGAAAUACCAACACACUGCGAAGAUGCAUAGAAAAGGUAGCAAAAGCAGCAUUCCAGAGAAAUAAUGAUCCCUUGGAUGCAGCUAUUUAUUAUCUCGCUAUGAAAAAGAAGGCUGUGGUUUGGGGUCUUUACAGGGCUCAGAGGGACUCAAAGAUGACUCCAUUUUUCAACAACAACUUCAGUGAAGACAGGUGGAGGAAGGCAGCACUAAAGAAUGCCUUUGCACUGUUGGGAAAGCAGCGCUUUGAGCACUCUGCAGCUUUCUUCCUUCUGGCUGGUUCCUUAAAGGAUGCAGUUGAGGUUUGCCUUGAGAAAAUGAAUGAUAUUCAGCUGGCUCUGGUGAUAUCAAGGUUGUAUGAGUCUGAAUUUGAGGUGUCCUCCACAUACAAGAAUAUACUGCAGAAACGGAUCUUGGGAUAUGAUUCUCAUGAGAGAACAUUCACCCUCUCCCAGAUGCACCAGGACCCUUUUUUCCGCAGCAUGGCUUACUGGAUACUGGAGGAUUAUAGCAAGGCUCUUGAUACUCUACUGGAGCAACCUGUAAGAGAGGAAGAUGAUGCAGGACCCACUGGUGUUGGUGCCAUGUCCUCCUCUUGUAACCCCAUGGUGUUCAACUUUUACAAUUACUUACGGACCCACCCUCUUCUACUGCGUCGCCAUUUUGCUUCUUCAGAAAAGCCUUCUACCAAGAUGGGGCUAACUGCUGAAAACAGCUUUGCAGAUACAAUCAACUUGGUUGAGAGGAGGUUGUUCUUUACAGCCGCACACGCUCACUUUAAAGCAGGAUGCCCUAUGCUGGCACUAGAGGUCUUGUCUAAGAUGCCAAAGGUGGUCAAGAAAUCCAAACCGCUGCUGAGUAAAGAAAGUUCCACCCACUCUGAGAGCACCAAAGACUCUUUGCUCUCAGCAGAAAUAAAACAGGAAAAAGACUCUGAUUGUGAUUGGUCUCAGACAGUGGUAAAUGGUUUUGGAUCAGUUUCUCAUUGCUUGACAAAUGGCCAGUCAGAAUCUGUUCUCAGUUUGGAUUGGAGCCAGUCUUCUUUGAUUAUUCAGGAUGAAGCUUUGGAUUUAAAUUGGGACAGUGAUAAGGAACAGGAGACUGAUGACGAAGAAUCUGGCUUGUCAAUGAAAGACAUCAAAACUGAAAAUAACAACAUAAUCAUGAAAGGGGAACUGGACAAUAGUUCUGCCUACACAGAUUCUAGCACAGUUGGUGAGGUUGACGUUAUAACACCUUCAGAAGACACUAUAGCUGCCCAGUUGAAAUUUAGUGCAUGUCUUAAGAUCCUUACCACAGAGCUCCGAACAUUAUCCACUGGCUACGAGGUUGAUGGCGGUAAGCUUAGGUACCAACUAUACCACUGGUUAGAGAGGGAGGUUGUGGCCUUGCAAAAGGCUUGUGAUUACAACCCUGAUUUGGAGGAUCUUGAAGAAGGGAUAGCUGGAAAUGCUGAUGAAACUGACACAGAACAGUCAGCAGAGGAUCUUGUUCACCAACAGAGAGCCGUACAGCAAAAGGAGUAUCUUCAAAAAAGGAGACUGUGGCUUCUUAAGAACCAGCCUCUCUUUAGGAUGUUUCUCAGCUACUGCAGUCUCCAUGGGUCUCAUGGUGGAGGGCUUGGAUCAGUCAGAAUGGAAUUAAUUCUGCUUUUACAAGAGUCCCAGCAGGAAAGCGCAACACAAACUGCCCUUAACCCUAUACAUCACCAAACAUCUAUACCUCUACUAUUAGCAUGUACUGCCAGUGCAAAAACAGUUGUUGCCAAUCCUGUAGUAUACCUGACCAACCUCACUCACGACAUACUACAUACGAUAAUAGACCUGGACUCUCCACCACAUCCAGACAUUCAAAAUAACAAGAUCUAUGUAAUGCACACCUUAGCAGCAUCACUUUCUGCCUGUAUCUACCAGUGUCUUUGUAAUAGCCAAAGCUACAGUGCCUCACAUGCAAACCAGUUCACAGGAAUCAUCUACCAGAGCUUUCUGCUGACACAUCAGCAUCCUAUGAGAACAAUGAGUUUGGAUGAGACUGUAACACCCAAUACAUCCCCAGCCCAGUGGCCAGGUAUUGUGGCUCUGAUUCGUCUUCUAAAUUCUUCUGGAGAGGAAGACCAGCCUGGAUUAACUGUUUUGCUUUGUGAGAUUUUAACAGCAGUUUUUCUGAGUCUCUUUGUCCAUGGGCUUGCAACACAUUCCAGCAAUGAGCUCUUUCGCAUUGUAGCCCAUCCACUCAACAGCAAGAUGUGGGCUGCAGUGUUUGGGGGUGGAGCCCGGAUUCCUGUGAAGGAACAGAGCCCGAAAAAGCCUGUUACAGAAGAAGUAGACAGUGAAGUUGCCUGGGAUCUCUCUCAGACUGAUAUAGCACAGGGUUUUGGAGAUGCUGUCACUACUGUUAGUGAUGAAUCGGAGAAGCACCACAAGCGUUUCAAGCUCUUGUCAACAAAAGGGGCAAGCAGAGAAAGUCUACAGAGCCCAACCUCGCCAGUUGUGAACCAGGAAAUGCCUGUUUUCAGAGAGAAAUUCAUUCCACCUGAACUUAGUAUCUGGGACUUCUUCAUAGCAAAGCCUUUUCUUCCACCAUCGGAAAGCAGGGUGGAGUAUGACUCGGAGGAGAGCCAAGGUAGUGACGAUGAAGAUGAUGAUGAAGAAGAAGAUGUUUAUGUUUCAGAAACCCAGCUUCAAGAACAUUCCAAUCCCAACUCAUAUAGCUGGUCACUUAUGCGUUUGGCCAUGGUGCAAAUGGUUCUUUACAACCUGAAGACUUUCUACCCUAUAGCAGGACAUGAUCUUUCAGAGCUGCCAGUUGGCUCCCCACUUUGCCAUUCAAUUCUGAAGACACUGCAGAGGUGGGAGCAAGUGCUUCUUAAGAGGUUGGAGAUUUUUGGUGGCCCACCCUCCAAAUUCAUCUCAUCACACACUCUUGAAGAUACAGUAUCAUCUGGCCCUGCCAUCCUCCGCCACAAAGCACUGUUGGAGCCCACUAACACUCCUUUCCAGUCAAAGCAACGCUCUGCACUCCCGGUGAAAAGGCUUUGGCAAUACCUGGUGAAGCAGGACGAGGUGCAGGAGACCUUCAUUCGAAACAUAUUUACCAAGAAAAGGGGUCAAAAUGAGUUGAUAGAGGACCACAAUGAGAAUGCCAAAAAUACUGUGAUGGAGGAACUUAACAUCAAUAAGAUAGAAGCAGAUCUUGGAUAUCCUGGUGGAAAGGCAAGAAUUAUCCAUAAAGAGUCAGACAUCAUUACAGCAUUUGCUAUUAAUAAGGCUAACCGCAAUUGCAUAGCAAUAGCUUCCACUCAUGACAUUCAGGAGCUGGAUGUGUCUGCAAUCCUCGCAACUCAGAUAUUGACGUGGGUUGACGAUGAGGUGGAAUUGGAAAAUAAAGGCAGUGAGGAUUUCUUGAUGAUUCAUGCACGUGAUGAUUUCAGCUGUAUCCAAGGUACUACCCCAUAUACACACAGCAGUCCUGGAACACCCAUCAAUAUGCCCUGGCUUGGCAGCAUGCAGACUGGCAGAGGAGCAUCUGUGGAAUAUUCAGCUAAAUUAAAUGGGAUCAGAAAGGAUUUGACAAAGAAGGAGAUGAUCAAAAGGAAUAUAAACAAUGCAAGAAGGAUGGCCUCUCAUCCAACAUUACCGUACUAUCUCACAGGUGCACAAGAUGGCAGUGUUCGGAUGUUUGAGUGGGGUCACUCGCAACAGAUCAUUUGCUUUCGACCUCCAGGAAAUUCAAGGGUCACAAGGAUACGGUUUAAUUAUCAGGGUAACAAGUUUGGCAUUGUUGAUGCUGAUGGGUGUUUGAGCUUUUGGCAGACCAACACAAUAGGAAACACACCAAAACCAUAUCUGACCUUGCAGUGUCAUAACAAAACAGCCAAUGACUUUGUUUUUGUGGGUUCAUCCUCCUUAAUAGCAACUGCAGGACAAUCUAGUGAUAACAGAAAUGUAUGUCUGUGGGAUACUCUGGUGACACCAGCCAACAGUCUGGUACACGCGUUUACCUGCCAUGAUAGUGGGGCCACAGUGCUAACCUAUGCUCCAAAGCACCAGUUGUUAAUCUCUGGUGGAAGAAAGGGUUUCAUCUGUGUAUUUGAUCUCCAUCAGAGGCAGCAGAGGCAGAUUUUUCAGGCCCAUGACUCUCCUGUUAAAGCUGUUGCUGUAGAUCCAACAGAGGAGUACUUUAUUACUGGUUCUGCAGAGGGGAGCAUGAAGGUAUGGAGCUUAUCCACCCACAGUCUGAUUCACACUUUCGUCAAUGAGCAUGCUCGGCAGUCCAUCUUUAGAAACAUAGGAACUGGGGUAAUGCAGAUAGAGGCUGGCCUUGCAAACCACAUCUUCUCUUGCGGAGCAGACGGCACAAUGAAGAUGAGGAUUCUGCCAGACCGCUUUAGCACAAUGAAUGGUGUCUGGAAAAAUGAUGUGAAAUGUAUAAUCUAAUUAUGCAUAAUGCUCUCUGUAAUAUAUUAAAGAGAAAUCUGAUCUUCGUAGUAUGCACACAUGUAAUGUGUUUUAUUAUGUACCAUACACUUGUGCCACAUAAUUAAGAAACAUUUAAAGCUAAAGUUUAGUUUGAAGUAAGGUGUUUUGUCCUUAAAACACUGAUGCCUUAAGAUGAUUGUUAAGGGUACAUUUGAUUAUAAGACUAGUACAGCUCUAAAAAAACAACACAAAACUUGCAAAUAAAAUGUUUUUGCUGCUGACUUUUUAUGUUUAAUGGUGUCAAGGAAUAUGCACAUUGAUUAUAAAUAUAUUUUUAAUUAGAAAGUGUAAAAAUAACUUGUGUAAUAUAUGUACUAUUAUAAGAUUCAGUUUUAUUUGACAGUUUUACAGUCUUACUUUGAAGAACGUACUGAAAUUAUUACACCUUUUGAGCUUGCCAUUUUAAUUUGUAAAAAACAGCCCACAAAAUGCAAUGAUACAAAACUAACAUAAAACAACAUUUGUUUAUUCUUCUAGUCUACGGGUCCAGUUUCCAGAACAGUUUUGUUCACUUCUGGCUGAGAAUAUACUUUGUUUUGACCUUGUGCUGUUUGAAUGCUUACAGCUAUUUUAUAUAGGGUGUAUAUCAGCCAACUGACAAAGGUGUGUAGAGAAGUAUGUUUGAAUGUUUGGGGAAAUGGAAAAAUAAACCUCCUAUAAGUAUAUAUCUCCUUAUUAGAUACCUUAUUAGUAUGUUCAUCAUGAUGGUAGGCAGUCGCAAGAUGAUGUUGAGUGGUUUUUAAAAAUAUUUCAAUCAUGUAUUUGUUUAUUGUUUUGUUUUAAUUUAUUUUCUAACGUGAGACAUUGUAUCAGAAAGCCUGAAGAUUAAGUCCAAGGCCUUUAAACUGACAGGAAAUGACAAUGAUUCUUGAGCACGUUUCUGAGCAAAGUCCAUUGAGAUGAUGUAUUAAAUCUCCACAGCACAUUCAAUAUAAUUAUAAACAGAUAUAUACAGUAUAUAACACUGUAAAACGUCUUUGUCUUGGAUACUUAUAUUAGUUUUAAUUAGGAAAGUGACAUUGGUUUUCUGUACAAACAGUCAGCUUGUAAUGUAAGUUUUGGCAAGUGCUACAAGCAAUGAUUUUGCUUUUUGUUUUGUUUAUUGAGAGUUUUGACCAACACAGCUUUCAUUUAGAUUUCUUACUACAUUAGAUAUAUUUUCCUUCAUUUAUUUCAAUAAUUCAUAAUUCAGUGUUGCUAGUAUUUUUUAUGAUCAAAGUGGGCUAUCUUCAGUUUUUAGACCUCGCUAGGGAUUUAUCUUGCCUGUGAUAGGUAUAUAGUAGAGUAGGACAUACUGUACAACUCUACUUACAGUAUGUCACAAUUUAGACUUGUACUGAAUACAUAUACCUAGAAACCGCUAAUCCAAUUGGGAUGAACCAGUGUAAAAUACAAAGACAUUAACAACACAUUGAAUAAUUUAAUAGUCACUUUAUUAUACAACAAAUUUAACAUUUUUUUGUCAUUUUGAUUAAUGGAAAUACUUGGUGAGGUUUGUUUUUAUUGAAGGAGUAACUGUUUGAUUUACAAUAUUUAGAAAACAAAGCUACAGGUGUUUAUUAAAUAUGUGAAUGGCUUGCUGCAUUGAAAGUACGUUUUAUGUAAGCAGUCUCAGGCUGUUGCUUUUUUUUUUUACUAAAUCAUUUGAGUUAAAUACAUUUUGUAAAUUCAUCACUAGAAUACAAAUUGUAUUUGUAUAUGUAAAGACUACACUAUAAAUGAGGAAAAAGUUUGUACAUGAAUAAUAUAUUGAACCUAGACAAGCAUUUAUUCAAAUGUGUAAGAUAGGGUUACAAUAUUUAAAUGUUGAAAAUGAGUCGUCUGAAAGAAUAAUUCUUGUAGUAAACUGCAUUUAAAAUAGAGAUUGAAGAAUAUUUUGACCUUGUAAAUACAUAACUCUUGAACAGAAUAUAUUUGCUGUGAGCCUGCUUUCUGCAUUCUAAAUAAUGUGUAUAAACAUACAAUAUAGAUCAUUCAAAAGGGGGGGGCGGGGGUGUAGUAUAAAAUAUAAAGUAACUUUGUGCUGAUAUUUACCUUAUGAAAUGCAACUGAUAAUGCUUUUUAAUCACAAGUACGAAUUUUCAUUUUAAAAAGUAUCAUCUUGUAAAUGAUAUUGUAAGUGAUUGGUGUUCAAAAAUCAAGAUCACAUUCAUUUAAAUAAAAAAAAUACAAAAGUUGUUUUACAUUUA
Messenger RNA from Acipenser ruthenus (sterlet), 12119 nucleotides. Its product is annotated as dmX-like protein 1. Gene Ontology annotation, molecular function: protein binding. The transcript has 47 exons. NCBI's taxonomy places the organism in Eukaryota, Metazoa, Chordata, Actinopteri, Acipenseriformes, Acipenseridae. Gene Ontology annotation, cellular component: RAVE complex. The coding region runs from base 607 to 9888 and encodes 3093 amino acids. The record is from RefSeq and is a predicted model, not a curated record. Gene Ontology annotation, biological process: vacuolar acidification.